UAUGUGUAAAUUACUUUGGAUAACCCCCAAAAAAAGGGCCAGGUGAAGUAACUUUUUCCAUUGUGGUCCUCGUUGUGUGUCCUGUAAGCGGUAUUUUAAUUAUAUUUAAUAACUAUAAGAUGUCAUCCAUACGUGUCAGAAUAAAAGAAAAGCAAUAAUAAUUCCAGCUGAAAUAAGUCACAGUGACUAGUGACUUAUCCAAGGUUAAAGGACCUCAAUGGAUUUAUAAGGACCAAUGGAAAUAUAAGGACCUCAGUUAAAAUAUAAGAUCCAAAUGGAAAUAUAAGGAUCCCAAUGGAAAUACAAGGACCCCAAUAGAAAUAUGUAACUUUGACUUUUUUUGGAGGUUAUCCUAGAUAUGAUGGUGUCCCGUGUAUGGGUGUACAUGACAGUGUACCUGUGUCUAUGUCUGCUGGCUAACAUUAUCAUGGUGGUGGUGUUCCUAAGUGGCCACUACUGGACCCCUCUCACACCACCACCACCACUACCUCCACUCCAACCUUAUGAAUGGGAUCCAUCAAGUGGACAGAAUCUGAAAUGUGCUGAUAUCUCCUCCAUUUCUAACCUUAGCAUUAUUGGCUUUGGAUGGACCAAAGCUGUAUAUAGAGGCCAGUAUGGUAAAACGUGGUUGGCCAUUAAGACUGUACACACCUCUGGCCAUGACAUGACCGAGUGCUUCGACUCGGUGAGCAUCUGCUAUAAGCAGUCUGCCGCGAAGAUCAUAAAGGAGGCUCGGCUCUUGCAAGAACUGUCUCACACAAAUGUCAUCAAAGUAUUUGGAGAAUGUGUGCCUAGCAUGAAGUACUCUGCAGGCCCCCCAGUAACUGGCAUUGUGUCGAUAGUGACAGAAUUAGGACAUCCAGUUGAUGUUAUUGGUGUGCUCCGGAUGAGUUUUGAGGAGAGGUUGCAGUUAGCAAGGGAUGUUGGAAGAAUUUUAUACCAUCUGGCACAGUCGCCUCUUGGAACUCUUCUAAUGCAAGAUUUACGGCGAGAGCAGUUUGUCAUCUCAGAUGGAUUACUCAAGCUAUCUGAUGUUGAUGACAUAGUAAUUGGAGAUCCUGUGUGUACCAGUGACAUGGACUGUACCAUAAAAGAUGGGAACAAAGAGAGCAUUCUUAUUAAAUUGUCGUGUGUGAAUGGGUUAUGCAAAGGCUUCAACAGUCGCCUUAAUGCCAUCCAUGCAAGCCAGCACUUAAUGCGUCUACUGAUCCUAUAUGGAGGUCCAGCAGCCCUUGAAAGCACUUGUCAACACCUUGUAAACCGGCAGUCAUUUGGAUUAUUGGAUUCUGAAGCCGUAUACAAAGAAAUUCAGAUGUUAGUGAAGAAUUAUUCCUCUGGAGUCUACUUAUCUCCUGCUGAGAAGGAAAUUAUCCACAGUUACACAGUCCUCCAUGGAUCCACUGUUUUUGCAGCAGACUUCUCUUGUUCGACAAUACUGAGCACAAGGUGUGUCCAGUCAGUGUCCUCACCAGCUGAAGGAGCCUGGUUAUGUUUGCAGUUGAAGAAGUGUGUAGCAUUUGUUUUGAUUGAUGAGUGGACAUGGACAGGUCGCCAGGUUGUUGUAUUUAAAACAGGAGCAAGAGAGGUGAAAGCAAAUGAGCGACAUACACUCUACAUUCGUCGUGGGCAAGGAUGAAAUUUUAAUUACUUGGAAAAUUAAAUUUAACUAUUGUAGAUACUAGGAUGUACAUAUGUAAAUUUACCCCUCAAGAGGUUCCUUAUGUUGAUUAAGGGCCUAUAUCUGAAGAAUUAUACCUUCUCUUGGAUCAAACUAAUGCCUCCCAGCACUAAGACCACUACACAGCCAGUGCUCCAUUAAUGUAUUAUUAUUAUUAUUAUAAUCAAAAAGAAGUGCUAAGCCACAAGGGCUAUACAGCUCCAUUAAUGUAAUCUGCAGAUUUUUUAAUUCAUUUUGAGUGUUUAAUCUCUUGUUGCCUGUGCAUAUGAUGUAAUAGCAUUUAUUAAAUAUAAUACUUA
Molecule: messenger RNA, 1977 nt
Organism: Cherax quadricarinatus
Lineage: Eukaryota; Metazoa; Arthropoda; Malacostraca; Decapoda; Parastacidae
Source: RefSeq, a predicted model, not a curated record